AUGGCGAUGACUAUCUUCGUCACGAUCGCGUACAUGGUCCUCGUCCGGGACAUUUGGUCGGGCAUCGUGGAGUCCGUCAUCGGCGAGACCCUGGACUCGGACCAGAGCAACUAUGUGUUGUUCGUCGCUCUCUUGCUCGUAUUCCCCGCCUGCUUGGCCAAGGACCUCCAUGCCCUGAGGCACUUCUGCUACGUCGGCUUCUUCUCGGCCCUCGUGCUUACCGCGGCGAUCGGGUACCGCAGCGUGGAGGCCAACCAGGAGGACCCCACGGCGAAGCUGGAGCUGAAGCUGAACGCGGACUCUUGGGGGGACAUAAUGGAGGCUUUCCCCAUCUUCUGCCUCUCCUUCCAGUGCC
This is a messenger RNA of Ectocarpus sp. CCAP 1310/34, 355 nucleotides long. The record is from the annotation of a GenBank genome assembly. Lineage: Eukaryota; Phaeophyceae; Ectocarpales; Ectocarpaceae.